UCUAACAGAGAUGUCAGUUGGUCUGUAGCUUAGCUAUGGAUAUGUAAGUUAGCUAGUUAGCUAGACGAUAGCAUUAUUCUAGGUUAGCUAGCAUAAAAGCUGACGUUGUAAGGUGAUAGUAACUUUAAAUAUAUUUAAUAUAGCUACGCUUAGUUAGUUCAGAUCUUCAGUAAACAGAAAAGCAUCUGUAGUUUGGUAACGUUACGUAGUUUUAACAUAAAAUAAAUUAAAGCGCAGCUCGUUAACUUAAAGCUAGUAUCCGUUAUUUAGCCAGCUAGCUAAAUGUGCUAACGCUAAGUACACAUGGUUACCUAGCAACAACGAGUUAGCUAGCUAGCUAGCCAGCUAACGUUAUAAGUUAGCAUUUUGCUUCGCUAGCAGCGGGAAACACCAGGUCUUCAGAUGGCUUACUGGAUCUGCUGCAACUCCUGCUUCCUCUCCCCCAGUGCUGACAGAAAACUGGCUGUCACAACCUGCGGCCAUGUCGUCUGUAGUGUCUGCUAUCAGAAAGGCAAACCAGGCAAGUGUUUAAUAUGCAGUGCCAUAUGCCAAGUAUCACCGCUCACUGACAAAAGUAGCUCAGAGGUGAAGACCCUGUUCACCGACAUCAACGUUGUGACAACCAAACACUUCGGGGAAAUCAGCAAAGUUAUAAUGUUCCAGGCAAGACAUCAGAAGAGACUGUUGACUUACUACCAGCAACGGAAUGAGAAACAAGAAGAGACAUUUGUCAAGAUGAAGCAAGAAAUGCAGCAGAUGGCAAAGAAGCUGAAUGAACAGAGCGCGUACAUCGUUAAACUGGAAAACUCUCUUCAGCAUCAGAGUGCCAAAGUGUCAUCAGUGCCUCAGAUGAGCCACAUGUCCCACACUCCACAUGGACACAAAUCAGUCCUGCAGAUCCAGUAUAACUCCCCCAUGUCCCUCUCAAGACACUCAUCAAACACUACUAUCACUGAAAACAUGGACGUGGAUGAAAGGAGUCUGUUCAGGAAACCCAACACUGUCCCCAGACUGUCAUUAAUCAGUCCUCCACAAGAUGGACGAAUGGGCACCGUCCCUCACAGGUCGUCCAAUCAGAUCAUGCUGGCCAACCAUUCAGCGUGCUCCGCCACAGUCAGUCGUUUUCAAGGAUCUCCGGUGAGCCCAGAUAUUUCAUACCGCCAGAUCUCUGGAUGGAAGUCUCCCAUCUUCAAACCUCUCUCCUCCUUCAGACACUCCAUGUCCUCCCUGGUCCGCCCUCCUCCUUAACAAAACACACAAAUAAACUGUCAUGAAGCCUUUCGAGGAAAUACACCUGGCCACUGACGUGUAUAUGGAGGUAUUUCACAACCUAAAAAUGAGCCACCAAAGAGUUUGUGUGUUGUGUUUUAACGACCCUGGAUUCACAGUGAAAUGUAUUUGUGUUGUACAGUAAUGACUGAUUCUGUGUUGUUGAAUUUUGUCACAAUUAAAGUGAUGAAAUAAUGA
Molecule: messenger RNA, 1467 nt
Organism: Sebastes umbrosus (honeycomb rockfish)
Lineage: Eukaryota; Metazoa; Chordata; Actinopteri; Perciformes; Sebastidae
Product: probable E3 SUMO-protein ligase RNF212
Exons: 13
Coding region: 403-1248 (281 amino acids)
Biological process (GO): protein sumoylation; homologous chromosome pairing at meiosis; reciprocal meiotic recombination
Cellular component (GO): synaptonemal complex
Molecular function (GO): SUMO transferase activity
Source: RefSeq, a predicted model, not a curated record